AUGAAAAAAAUUAGAACUGAAACUGAAAUAAUGAAACUUGAGAGUCAAACUUUAAUCUAAAGAUUUAAGAAAGUCAAAGAAUAGCAAGAAUAAAAAAAAAAAUAUUCGCUUUUGUAAACCAUAAAGAAUCCUUAUGCUUAGCAAUACAUUAAUUUUAGCAAAUAAAUAUUUAAUUUAAUACAUAAUUUACAUUAAUUAAAAGUAUCGAGAUUAAAAUUAUUAUAUUUUAGGAAUAUUUAAACAAUUCGAGAAAGAUGUUUUAAGUAGUAAAGAAUUUAAUCGGCAUGAAAAAGAAUUUAAAAAAGAUCUUAUUAAAACAAUCAGCCGAUGAGUUGAUUGAUUUUUAAGACAUAGCCAAAAUGUGUUGUAUUCGUGAGAUACAAUAUAUCAAUGGGGAACAAAGAAUGAUAGAUAAAUUUGAUUUGUCCUUGAUGGAUGAUCUUACAUACAUGAGCGAGGCAAUCGAAAAUUUAUUAUUAUAAAACAAACUAAAUGCAAUCAAAAGAAUGAGUGACAAUGUACAUAUCUCAUAAUAAUAAAUCUUAGAUUUUAAUUGAAGAAUACGAAAUAUCAAAACUAAGAGAAUAACUAGGAAUGAGAGAAGAAGAUCAAAAGCUAUCAAUCUCUACUUUGGCAAUGCAAAGAUUUAAACCUCACCUAGAAUUGGAUAAUAUAGAAUAAAGAUUAGGAUAAUUAUCUUAAAUACCAAAACAAUACAGAUAAACCUCAUAAGUUUUAUGUGAAAUAGUUGAUAAAUUAAACGAAUGA
Messenger RNA from Paramecium octaurelia, 768 nucleotides. NCBI's taxonomy places the organism in Eukaryota, Ciliophora, Oligohymenophorea, Peniculida, Parameciidae. The record is from the annotation of a GenBank genome assembly.